This is a messenger RNA of Thlaspi arvense, 5289 nucleotides long. Lineage: Eukaryota; Viridiplantae; Streptophyta; Magnoliopsida; Brassicales; Brassicaceae. The record is from the annotation of a GenBank genome assembly.
AUCAAACCGGUAAAACGGAAAAUUAGACAUUGUAAAUCAAACCGGGUGAUUUCCCGGUCUAUUGUGCCCUCUGGUUUUUAUUUACUCUUCGUGUUUUUUUCUUCGUCGACGUCACUCUCUUCUUCCUUAAACCCUAGACAAAAUCUCUCGGAGCUAUGGCGGCCUCUGAAGCAGGGCAGCAAGACAGAGCAGAUGAAAACGAUGAAAUUGCGUUCAAAGAUGGCGACACUGAUAUCUGCCAACAGCUUAUGGACCGUUAUGCCAAGUCCUCCGCCUCUCAGCACCGUCAUCUCGUCGCCACCGCCGCCGCGAUGCGCUCCAUUCUCACCUCGGAGUCUCUUCCGCCAUCUCCCCCUGCUUUCUUCGCAGCUGCUAUAUCCUCGUUGGAUUCUUCUACGGCUGAUCCAAUGGCGGUUUCUGCUUUGCUUACAUUCCUGUCCAUAGUCGUUCCUCUGGUUCCCACCGGAGAAAUUUCAGCUACUAUGGCUCGUGAGGCAGUGGGUGUGCUCGUAAAACCAAUUGAUGGAGAAGGAGAUAAGCUUGGGGUUGCUAGUUUGAGAGCUGGUGUGAAGUGUAUCGGGACUUUACUCAUUGGCUUCUGCGAUUUGGAUGAUUGGGAAUCUAUUCAAAUAGGAUUUGCUUCACUUCUCAAGUUCUCCAUUGAUAAACGUCCCAAGGUUAGAAGAUGCGCUCAAGAGUGUCUGGAGAAACUGUUUGGCUCUCUCCGGUCAUCCACUGUUAUAAAGGAAGCAAGUAAUACAGUAUAUGGUUUGCUUGAAGAACAUAAGCCUGUCCUAUCUGAGUUAAGCUCCACAAAGAUCGAGGAAGGUUCCAAGGUCGAGUCAACACUGAAAUCCGAGAACGCAGAGGCUGCCCAUGUGCUAAAUGUGCUCAGUGCUACAAUUCCAUUUCUCUCUGCCAAAGUUAGCACUAGUGUUUUCUCAGAACUUUGCAAGCUUAUGGCUUCUCAGUUUUCGCCGCUGACGAGGCAAAUUCUCAAAGCGAUCGAUUCUAUUUUCAAGAAUUCAGAAGAUACAGUUAUUGUUCCUGAGAUAGAAGGAGUGAUAACUUCUUUGACUAGUUAUUUAUCUCUACAUGAUAAGAAUCCUGCUGACACCAUCGUGCAUGUAAGCACCCUUUUAAAAAGUGCAUUGGAGAAAGCCUACUCAGUCGAACCGACAUUAUGUCUAAGGAAACUUCCACUAGUUUGUGGGUCAUUGGCAGGCCUUCUUACUUCCACGGACGAUGUUGCAUCCCAAGCCUCAGUUAUAUUAAGAGAUUUGAUCAGUAGCCACAUCGAUACCAAUAAUCUUCUGACCGAGAGGAGCUUGUCUUGUGAAGAUGAGGAUAACUUAACCGGUGGAGACAAUAUAAACGCAGCAAGAUGUGUAUGCACUGUCUUUGAGGGUACCUUGAAGUCAUGUGAUGGAAUUCCAAACGAGCACAUUUUAACUGUCACAACUCUUUUGAUCGAGAAACUUGGAGAGCUUUCGUAUAUUCUUGCAAAGGAUAUCAUUUUUCAGCUUGCCGAAAAAAUUAACAAUGCAACUGGAGAUAUUUCUAUUCCAGAAUAUGUUCAGCAAUGCAUUGGGUCUGCAGUGGUUGCCAUGGGGCCAGUGAGGCUACUAACACUUCUUUCUAUCACCCUACAUGCUGAGAGUCACUCAUGCGCAAAUGUUUGGCUAAUUCCUAUCUUAAGAAGAUAUAUCGUUGGAGCAUCUCUUGAGUAUUAUGUCGACCACAUUGUUCCCCUUGCAAAAUCAUUGAUGCUUGCUUCUAAAGAAGCUAAAAAGUCAGCUCACGGCAAAAAGUUGCGGGCAUGUAGUCAUGAGCUGCUGAGACUGUUACCUGCCUUUUGUAACUACCCAGUUGAUGUGCCCCAGAAAUUUGGAUCGUUAGCCAAACUGAUGGUUAAAUUUAUCAAGAAAAAGUCUUUCAUGCAUGAAGCCGUGGCCGUUUCUCUACAGAUGCUUGUAAAUCAGAAUAAAAGAAAAGCCUGUGUAAGUGAAGAUGCUAAACCAGAGCUUGAAAGUAGAUUCCACUAUUCGAAGAAAGCUUCAACUAAAAACAUGAAAGCUUUGGCAUCAAGCUCUGCAGAGUUGCUUCAAACUCUUGUCGAUGUGUUCACUGUCUCAGGCAUCAGUGCGGACUUUAAGGCUGCAAUUGGAUGCUUAGCUUCUACUCUGGAUUCUUCUGUGAGGAAAAAAAUUCUAAUUUCCUUGCUAAAUAAGUUUGAUCCUGCUGGUGAAAGUGAGAUUGAAGGGCAGGUCAAUGAGCCUAAUGAUACAAUGGAUGAAGAAAAAAAAGGGCAGGUCAAUGAGCCUAAUGAUUCAAUGGAUGAAGAAAAAGAAGGGCAGGUCAAUGAGCCUAAUGAUUCAAUGGAUGAAGAAAAAGACAACUGCAGUGCUACAAAGACGCAGUUAAAGAGGAGUGCUGUACUGGAUCUUGCAUCUUCAUUUGUUGAAGGAGCCAAAGAAGAUCUUAUUGAAUUAAUAUAUAAUCUUGCUCGCCAAAGUUUUCAGGCCACCGACGAGGCUGUUCUUCGUGGGGCGUAUGAUACUCUGAGCAGAGUUCUAGAGGAACAUGGUUGGUUUUGUUCAUCUCAUUUUGCAGAGGUGAUAGAGAUGUUACUCAGCCAUAAAACUCCGGACGAUGCAGCAUCUUCGAAAAGUCGAUUUGCAUGUUUCCACGUUCUAAUGGCGCAUGGAAUUCAGUCAAGUUCCGAAGAAGAGAAUGAGAAGGCUUUCCUUAUCCUGAACGAGAUGAUCCUGACACUUAAAGAUGGGAAAGAAGAACAUAGGAAAGUAGCUUGUGAUGCACUGGUUUUGGUAUAUACAACCCUGAAAAAUUCAUCAUCUAUCACCGGUGAUGAACUUUGUCCCAAAUUGAUUAACAUGAUAGCGGGUUAUAUUUCUGGAUCAUCACCGCACAUAAGGAGUGGAGCAGUGUCUGCUUUAUCUGUCUUGAUAUACAAAGACCCUGAGAUCUGCCAAUCGUCACCAGAGCUUCUUUCCUCUGUUUUAUCAUUGCUUCACACCAAAUCCAUUGAGAUUAUAAAAGCUGUUUUGGGGUUUGUGAAAGUUUUAGUCUCGACAUCGCAAGCCCAGGACUUGCAGUAUCUACUGAAGAACCUCUUAUAUGAAAUUCUCCCCUGGUCGUCUGUUUCGAGACAUUAUUUUAAGUCAAAGGUAACGAUCAUCGUUGAGAUUAUGAUAAGGAAGUGUGGCACCCGCGCAGUCCAAUUAGCCACACCGGACAAGCACAAGAGUUUCCUCCAGACAGUUUUAGAGAACCGUACGGGGAAAUCAAAAGACAAAGAAGAGACAAAUGAUUCACAGACUACAUCCAUCGAGCCAUCAAGAGAGCCGAGGAAAAGAAAUUACAGAGAAGCUUCAUCAGAAACAACAUCCAAACAAGAUGGUGGCAAAGAACACAACAAAUUCAAACGACAGAAGAGCACACAUCAACACACACCUGCUUCCGACAUUAAUGGAAGCAGAACAGGACCAAAGCGCUUCGGUAACAAAAGCUUCGGGAAACAAAGGGAAGAUUCUGGAAACAAUCACAAGUCAGGAAAAGAGACACGGAAGCCACAGAAGAACAGGUUCAGGAAAGCACCAUGAACCUAAUCUCAGUCAAUAGAGUUUUUUUGUAGUUUUCAUAUACCAGAAACUGAACAUGGUGUGUGUAUAACUCAUAAUAGAUUAUACACAUCCAGAAAUUUUCACAGAUUAGUGUUUUUAAAGUAAAAACUCUCCAAAAAAGAAGAAAAGAUAAAAAGUUUUGUUAUUUGAAGAUCUACAGAUUAGAUUGCAGGAACUUGUUCAAGCACUGAAACAAUCUCUAUCCUGCUUCUCACCAAUCUGUGGAACACUUCUCUCACUUGUCUCUGCAAAUCCUCCAGUCCAACUUCCAUUCUCCGGCAAAUCUCCUCCAUCUCAUCCACGUUCUCCGCGACUUUCUCCUCCUCUUCCUCCGCCGGAAACCUAAACUUCUCGGUGAAUACCAUCAAAGAUAACCCAAUUCCCUCCAUCCUCUGCAUCUCCUCCAUCAAUCCCCCUGUAAACCCACCACCACAACGCUUCUCCUUCCGUUUCACCUCUUCACCAAUCCUCUCCUGAAUAUUCACGGCGGCGCUAGCCCAACUCUGGUGUUUCGGAAGCGACAAUGGCGCCACAAGAACGCUGCUUGUCUGACAAGGAACCGCCGCAACUAGCACCCACAUAACCAGAACCAUAGCACUGCUCAAUAUAUAUACCGGCAUCGCCGGUCCCGAAGCUUCUGCUCCACGUGGCAGCACCAUAUUAGCCACCAUCGCCUGAAUCUGCUUCGUCGCAGACCAAUUCUUGCUGACGUGGCCAGAUGAUCCACUUCCUCCUACGGCGACGCUGCUGCGCUGUCCAAACGACCACGACCGUGACGUUGUCCUUCGGCUGCAGCCACCACUUCCGCUGCUUCUAUAUUUCCCGUCGGCGUUUAAGCCGACGAGGAGGCUUGUCAACGCACGCUUGGCUCUACGAACGCUUCCGUCGCAUAACGGCCGUUGUUUAAGCGCCGUGACUGCUAUUUCCGCCAGACGUCGGCUCUGUCUAACGGAUUCAAUGCCGUUAACGACGGCGUUACAGAUAUCAAGCGCCUUUAGAAUCCGAUCAAGCAUUUCUUGCAAAACCCUCUCUAAAGACGGCGAUUUCGAGAUCUGAAUCGUGGACAGGACCCCUUUGAAUUCCGUUUCGCAGGACAUAAAAACAUGGAGGACAUUCUGUAGCCAAGGGAUCGAGAGAAUCUGAUCAGAUGUCAGAGAACAGGCGGCGUCGGAGGAGGAGGAAGAAGAAGGCGGCAACGGAGAUAUUAACUCCGAGAAACUCUCGGCUACGUGUUUCUGGAAAUACUCGAGUUCUUCGAGCUCUUGCUCGUGAUUGACAUCCAUGGAGACGAUCUGGUUGCGGCGGAUACUGAUUCGGCUCAGGAACGAGCCCUGAAAUUCCGUCGCCGGCGCCAUUAGUGUACUGUGAUGAAAUCGAUGCGGCAGUGAAUGUUUAUCUUUUUCCCCGGGAAUAAAGGAGAGAUUUUUAAAGGGGAAAAGAAAAAGAAAAACCAGAGAAAUGGGUUUUGGGAUUUUAGAUGAGAGAAGGAACCGAAAUGGUGGAAGACAUGUCUUGUCGGAGAGAGAGUUUUUUUUUUUUUUUUUUUUUUCUUUUUCUAAUGUUUAAGGAAGUUUUGAUUUUAUAUUUUCUCUCUUUCGGACUGACGAGUGAAGAAUAUUCGUCUUUGGUAGGUUUUGUUGACAAC